Molecule: messenger RNA, 3668 nt
Organism: Macrosteles quadrilineatus (aster leafhopper)
Lineage: Eukaryota; Metazoa; Arthropoda; Insecta; Hemiptera; Cicadellidae
Gene: TBC1d7
Product: TBC1 domain family member 7
Exons: 6
Coding region: 109-1044 (311 amino acids)
Biological process (GO): activation of GTPase activity; negative regulation of TOR signaling
Molecular function (GO): GTPase activator activity
Source: RefSeq, a predicted model, not a curated record
CUAAGUGAGAUUAUGGAAAUGUGAAUUAUGUAACUUUCUAAACAAAUUACCGACACGACCUAGUCAAUUCAACAAAUAUGGUAUAGAAAUCAACUCAAUAUAAUUAUAAUGAAUGAUGAAAGAAAUUUCCGAUCGCUAUACUAUGAGAAGGUUGGCUGCAAGAGUGUGGAAGAGAAGAGAUCUCUGGAAAUGUUGUUCAAAGAUAAAACAUUGGACAAGAACAAAAUAAGUCAGUUUUGCUCAAGAUUUACUGUGCCAUUUGUGUAUAGAAGCUAUGUAUGGAAAUUUCUCCUGGGUGUCAUCCCUGCCCAUAAGAGUUGCCAAGAAUUUGUUAUGAAAGAAAGAACAAGCCAGUAUCAUGAUCUCUUCCGCUGCCUUCAGACACUCAAUAUUGUUACUGAUGGCUCACCUAAAGAACAAAUCGUUUUGCAAAUGUGGCUCUUAGAGAAGUUCAAUUUGAUGUUUGAUAGGGAAGCACAGCUUAAUCAGGAGUUCCACCAACACUUGCUUGCAAUCACCCGAACCCUUAUUAGCGUAUUUGAAAGUGAUGUUGACGUUUAUUGGAUAGCCAAAGGAUUUUAUGAGUACCUGAAAACAUGGUAUAGUAAUAUACCUUUUUUGAUUGAAACGACAAAAAGCGUUCUUAAAAGGGAAGACACAACACUGUACAGCCAUUUAACAGAGAAAAACUUGCUUAACAAGAUACCGAUGGACAGGUGGUUUGGAAGGUGCUUUGCUGGUGUGCUUCAUGAUACUUCGUUGAUAAGAGUGUGGGACAAAAUCAUCGGAGGAUCCUACAGAGUCAUGAUCUUCGUGUGUUCUGUUUUGUUGACAACAAUGCGCAGAGUUCUGCUUACGUGUGCUAACAUCACAGACAUCCUAUCUUGUGUUCAGUCUCUGACAAAUGAAACAGCUGAUGUGAUUGUGAACAAGAGCUUGGAGAUGUGGCAAAACCACGGAAGAUCAGUCAUGCCUUCUCCUGUCAAAGAACUACGGAACUCCGCUGCGGUUCAUCCUACCAGAAAACCACUCUACCAUUUGUAGACAGUCUGCAGCAUCAUCGUUCACACACAUUCAAGUGAAUAUAGAUUGAAUUUUGUUUGGAGCUCAACUGUGAGUAAAUUACGCUAAACAGCUGAUUAAUAUGCCACAUAAGCCUACUUUCAAAAGCAUUGUCUACUAAGAUUAAAUAUUUAUUCCUAAAUUAAAUAUUUAUUCCAAUAAGGCUAUUCUUAAGCGAGAAUCGCAACUAACUUUUCAAUUUGCUACUGUAACGCUCUAUAAAUUAGUUGUUAUGUCUUGUUUCAAAAAAUGUAUUUUUAAGAUGUUGUCUGUAAAUCAGCUUUAAGUACAAUGGAGGCAGUGAAAUUGUAAGAUUUUAAAGACAAUAAAUUAUAUAAAAUUGUUUAUGUUAAAUAGAUUUUCAAAUAGGAUUCCUGGGUUCUUGAAGUUUAUAUUAUGUUGAAGUUCACAUUGGCAAAAGCAUUUUAAAUAACCCAGUAGUAGUUGGUUAUUUAACACAUAUUAAUGAAAUUUGAAGUGGAUAUCCAUGGGCCAAUUAAUUUGUAGCUUGCUAAGAUUUUUCACUUUUUGAAAUAUUUACGUCUUUCAAAUUUAUAUUGGUUUUCACUUAAAAUUUACUGACCAUCUCAAUUUCAUCAAGGUCAAUUUAUUAUAAAAAUUUUAAGUUUCAUCCUUUACAUUAGGUAGUGGCCCUCUAGAAUAUUACUUACAAAACAAUCGUAUGUGUUGAUUAUGAACAAUAUUGUUAACCAUUUUUUCCUAUGAUCCUUUGAAAUCUUGCCUUUUUACUGCCUUGCCAUGAUGUAUGUAGCCUAUAGUAAUUUUAUAUUCAACUAAACAAUUAGAUUAAGAGCAUAAAUAAUUCAUACAGAGAAUUAUUUUUCAAAAUAUGAAAUUAUAAUUGAAAGUUAUUUAGUUGUAAAGUGUAGUACAAUAUUAACUGGUCCUAUUUGUUAAGUUUUUGCCUGUCGUGUCAGGCAGUUUUGUGCUGGCAAUGCUACUGUCAGUUACAUCAUUUUAUUACAUUUCAAAUAUUUAAUUAGUUUGAUACUCAUUGUAAAACAAUGAAAAUUUUUUAAACAUUUGAUAUCCAAAAUGUUAACCUAACUUAUAAAUAACUCAUGUAAGCUAAUAAAUUAACAUGUUAUUUACAUUGGUUUUGCUUUAUUUUAGUGUAUUUGUGUACACUGAUUCUGAUUGAUUUUAGUGUAGCCUAUUUGUGUACAGUAGACCCCCUCUUAACCGACCCUAAUGGGACCGGACCUAGGUCGGAUGAUUCAAAAGGUGGGAUAAAACGGGCAAUCCCUAAAAUCAUAACAUAAUAAAGUGCUAUUCAUUUGGAAUUAUAUAAUCAUUAUUUUGAAGUCAUAUUUGCAUUAUUUAUAAAAUAAACUACUCUUAUCUCCUUUUUCAUAUUGAUAGAAAUGUCACAAAUAAACACAAAACACGGUUAAGUCAAAUAGGCCUACUUUCAGUUAAUAUAUUAUAAUACUAGGCAAGAGUCAAUAAAAUUCCUAUUUCAAUAACUUUACUACUGCAAUGUAUUAAUUAAUGCUUUCCAAAUACAUCGUAAUACAGUAAAGAACCUUUUGUCGUCAUUAAAGAUACAAGCGACCAUUUUGUUAAAAGACAGGACGUUUAUUUAUAGCCUCUCACUGGAGGCUCGAGGCACAAAAACUAUCUUGACCUUGGAGUUGUUAACACCCCUUCCCUGCCCUCCCUACAAGUUGCGUUGUUUGUUUACUCCAGCGAUAAGAUAAUCAGUUCUCAAAAUCGUAACGCACUUUAUGAUGUUAUAAAUUUGCCGCACAGAUAACAAAUCAGAUCAGAUGUGCUCGAGCUAAACGAUGAUGACAAACUGACAAUAGGCUAUGCUAUAUUUGUUGUGAUCUUCACAAGAUAACUUAUUGUUAGUCAUAUCCUGUGGAGAUAAGCGUAUGGUUCAGUUCUCAUCGCCCAGCGAGGGAGCGGAAAUGCCGAGAUUCCUAGAAAGCGGCGGUUAAACCGAGCUGCUCUCAAAGCAAGGUCGGUUAACACAAACUGUAUUAUUUUACGAUCAAAGGCGGAUAAUCCGAUUAUCGGUUAAUACGAGGUCGGUUAAGAGGGGGUCUACUGUACCAAAAAAAAAUUACUAAUAAAUCUCUUGCGUUCUCUCACAGUUGAUUGAGUAUGAUUAAGGAAGGUUUAAAUCUUCCUUGUGUAAGUUUAAACGGUCUCAGGAACUAAGAUCUUUCAUAGGGUCUCUAAUUUCAUAAGAUUUGAAAAUAUAUGUGUUAUCUGUGAUUCCAUCUUUUCCCCUGAAUUACUUCAAGGCGUAAUGUUUUUGAUUUAGGUAAUUAGUAUGUUAUUGAAGUAAAAACAAAAUUAGGCAAAUCUUGUGAAUUAGGUAAGUCUUUUAUCUUUCCGUUUGUGAAAUAACUCCUGUAGUAAAAUUGUUGUUAGCCCUUAGUUACUAUCAUGGUAAAAAAUUACACCAUUUUUAUCUGAUGUCUGUCAGACGUCUAUUUUUUCAACUUUUGUUUCAACCUAUAAUUAUUGUUCCACGAGUCUGGGUGUUAUCUCGACCGUUUCUUUAGUCCUAUAAUGAUGAUUAUUUUUAAAUACGUAAAUACCUUCAAACUCAUGCACUGUCAAACACAUUUUUA